Messenger RNA from Necator americanus (New World hookworm), 498 nucleotides. RefSeq lists its product as uncharacterized. The record is from RefSeq and is a predicted model, not a curated record. Gene Ontology annotation, cellular component: ribosome; cytosolic large ribosomal subunit. Gene Ontology annotation, molecular function: structural constituent of ribosome. The transcript is spliced from 5 exons. NCBI's taxonomy places the organism in Eukaryota, Metazoa, Nematoda, Chromadorea, Rhabditida, Ancylostomatidae. The coding region runs from base 1 to 498 and encodes 165 amino acids. Gene Ontology annotation, biological process: translation.
AUGGAUUUUAAUCCGCAUGAUGGAGACAAGUUCACUCCUGCCUCUUUUGUUCCACACUCUUCGAAUCUUCUUGCAUAUACUGUUGAGGUAAUAAUGUCCGCUGAUCUUACCUGGCAAAUCAUUCGUAAGAACAGCUGCUUCAUCCGCAGACAGAAAGGGAUUCACAAGCAUUUUUCUGUGGAACCAUUCAAUCUCCGCGGUUUGAACAGUCCCCGUUUCAAUGGACUCAUCAGCAAGAAGGCUAUGGACAUUACACCAGCGAAGGACGGAAAGGGCGUCAUUGUUUCACUGAAGGUUCCAGGCAAGGUUGGUCGUCCAGCCAAAAGUAUCAAUACUAUUACGCUCCGUAACCGUGAUAAAAUGUUGAAAUCGGUGAAAUCAAUCGCUAAGAAUCAGGGACUCACUCCAUUCUACAAACUCGCUCAGAGACGUGCUGCUGCUAUUGUUCGUUCACAACAACCCAAGACGAAGAAGCACGCCAAGAAAAUUGAAGCCUAA